Molecule: messenger RNA, 1452 nt
Organism: Onychomys torridus (southern grasshopper mouse)
Lineage: Eukaryota; Metazoa; Chordata; Mammalia; Rodentia; Cricetidae
Gene: Ccdc106
Product: coiled-coil domain containing 106
Exons: 6
Coding region: 319-1245 (308 amino acids)
Cellular component (GO): nucleoplasm
Source: RefSeq, a predicted model, not a curated record
GGCGGUAGGGACCGGAGUGUAGCUGUUCUACAGGCGGCCAUUCCUGACCCACACUUUGCGGAGAUACAGCCACCGCACAACCCACUCUCACAUCUGGUCUCUUACUCCUUUAAACCUUCUCGUGGAUGGGGUUGGGGGUUAUGGCUGGCUGAGGCGUACAGGGCCGGAGCUGCGCGUGCCAGCUCCUCGGGGACCAUUAAAGGGGACUCGAGUUCCGCCUCAAUCCUCCCUGCUGCCUCACACCUUCGGACUUUUCUUGGCCCACGGGGCACGUAGCCACGCACUCACCCGGAGGACCCUUGCUGUCGGCUGUGCAGGAUGAGAAUUUCACCAUGGCUCCAGGCCGGUGAUCCCUCCCAGCUCCAGAGGAACAGGAGGUCCGCCUCUGCAGGACGCCUCGCUAUGAAUGACCGAAGCAGCCGUAGGCGGACAAUGAAGGACGAAGAGACCUUUGAGAUCUCCAUCCCCUUCGAAGAGGCACCCCACUUAGACUCGCAGGUCUUCUACAGUCUGAGUCCCUCUCAGAGACAUUUUGAGGAGCCUGCAGAGGCCAGCUCCCCGACCCUGGCCCUGAUGAACAGCGUCAAGGCCCAGCUGCACAUGGCCCUGGAGAGGAACUCGUGGUUGCAGAAGCGCAUUGAGGACCUGGAGGAGGAGAGGGACUUUCUGCGGUGUCAGCUGGAUAAAUUCAUUUCCUCAGCCCGGAUGGAUGCAGAGGACCACUGCCGGAUGAAGCCUGGGCCACGGAGGGUUGACGGGGACAGCCGGGCUGGGGCUGGGGGAGAAGCUUCAGACCCUGAGUCAGCAGCCUCCUCCUUCAGCGCGGCGUCCGAAGAGGGCAGUGCCAGUGAAAGGAAGAGGCAGAAGCAGAAGGGAAGCACCGGCCGGAGGCGAUUUGGGAAGCCCAAGGCUCGAGAGAGGCAGCGGGUGAAGGACGCCGAUGGGGUCCUCUGCCGCUACAAGAAGAUCCUGGGCACCUUCCAGAAGCUGAAGAGCAUGUCCCGAGCCUUCGAGCACCACCGCGUGGACCGGAACACCGUGGCGCUGACCACGCCCAUCGCGGAGCUGCUCAUCGUGGCCCCCGAGAAGCUGGCCGAGGUGGGCGAGUUCGACCCGUCCAAGGAGCGCCUGCUCGAGUACUCCCGCCGCUGCUUCCUGGCGCUGGACGACGAGACUCUCAAGAAGGUGCAGGCUCUCAAAAAGAGCAAGCUCCUCCUGCCCAUCACCUACCGCUUCAAGCGGUGAUGCCGCCGGCGCGCACGCCUCCCCGCCCCGCAGACCCCGCAGACGGCCCCGCAGGCGGCUCGCAAGGCCGGGGGCCCGCACCCCCGGGGCCACCCCGCAGGGGCGGCCAGCUCGGCCCCCGAGCCAGGAGGAGCCCACCUGCACCUUACACGGAGACAGAGCAUUAUUCAGAGAAUUUAAAUUAAAGAGACAUGAACGUUUUCAAUA